Messenger RNA from Leptosia nina, 846 nucleotides. The record is from the annotation of a GenBank genome assembly. NCBI's taxonomy places the organism in Eukaryota, Metazoa, Arthropoda, Insecta, Lepidoptera, Pieridae.
AUGAAGACAUUAUUUGUGUUAAGCAUAACAUUAUCUUGUGCGUUUGCCAAGUCGCUUCCUCAUCCAUUCCUGAACUACCAUGAGGAGGUGGGGAUCCCUUUUGCGAAUCGCUUGAAGCAGAUCGAACUCGCGAGUGACUUCGAUGGAUCGAGGAUAGUCGGUGGCGAGUUUGCGCCUUUAGGCGCUUAUCCCCACAUGGCCGGUCUGGUUAUACCAAUGCCGACAGGACACACGUCAGCCUGCGGAGGAUCCCUCAUCAGUAACACUCGAGCCUUAACCGCAGCGCACUGUUGGAUUCGCGCGACCCGUAUGACCGUAGUCCUUGGCUCCACGACCCUGUUCUAUGGUGGAGUGCGCGUCGACACCAGCACCGUUAUAUUGCACGGAGGAUGGGACAUGACCAAGGGUUUAGAAAACGACAUCGCUGUUAUAGUGAUGCCAUGGGUUGGAUUUAAUAGUUUCAUCCAACCGAUAAACUUGUACACAGCAACCAAUGACCUCACAGGUUCUUGGGUUACAGCCGCAGGCUAUGGAAGGACAGGUGACUCUGCUGUCUUACAACCAGACCAAUCAUUGAAACACUUCACCACUCAAGUAAUAUCGAACGACGAGUGCAGAGCGAGAUUAGGGACGAUGGUGGUUCAUUCGAACAUUUGUAUAAGAAGCGGUUCUAACAACGACAAUGUUUGUAACAGUGAUUCCGGAGGACCACUGACAAUUGGCGUAGGCAGAAAUGCAUUUUUGAUUGGUGUGCUAUCUUUUGGAAGUGGUCGAUGUGAGAGAGGAGAUCCAGCUGCCUUUGCCAGAGUAUCUUACUACGCUCCUUGGAUUCGCGCUCAUAUGUAG